Molecule: messenger RNA, 831 nt
Organism: Ascoidea rubescens DSM 1968
Lineage: Eukaryota; Fungi; Ascomycota; Saccharomycetes; Ascoideales; Ascoideaceae
Product: 2,3-bisphosphoglycerate-dependent phosphoglycerate mutase
Exons: 1
Coding region: 1-831 (276 amino acids)
Biological process (GO): glycolytic process
Molecular function (GO): intramolecular phosphotransferase activity
Source: RefSeq, a predicted model, not a curated record
AUGGGACAGGAUAGAUUGAUUAAACACCAAUUGAUCAUAGUUCGACAUGGACAAAGUGAAUGGAACAAAGUGAAUAAAUUUUGUGGAUGGAUUGAUGUUUUAUUGACCAAAAAGGGAGAAGAGGAAGCUCGAAAUGCUGGGAGAUUAAUCAAUAAAGCCAAAUUGAAACCAGAUUUGUUGAUUACAUCUAAAUUAAGUCGAUCGUGUUUAACUGGAUCGAUAAUUUGCAAAGAGAUUAAUCGGUUAUAUAUUGAUGUUUACAGGACAUGGCGAUUGAAUGAGAGACAUUAUGGGAAGUUUCAAGGAGAAGAUAAGACCAAGAUAUUACAGCAAGUUGGAGAGAAGAAAUAUUUAUACUACAGACGAAAUAUCAAUGGGUGUCCACCAUUAGUUGAGAAGGAGGAAUUCGAAAAAAGUGUGGAUGAUCGGUACAAAUAUAAAGAGGAUUUCAAGCUAACUGAAGAGAAAGAAGAAUUUGAAGCCAAAGAGAGAGAAGGAAUUUUGGAAUUACCAAGAGGAGAGUCGUUAAAGAUGGUUAUUGAGAGAGUUAAGCCAUUUUAUGAGAAGAUUGUGUUGAAAGAAAUGAAGAUUGGAAAGACAGUGUUGAUUGUUUGUCAUGGAUCAACAGUUCGGUCGUUAAUUAAGAUAAUCAGCGAGGAUCAAGUGAGUGAUGAGGAUAUUGAGAAGAUUAACAUACCCAAUGGGAUACCAUUAGUUUAUGAGUUUGAUAAGGACUUGAACAGAGUUGGGGAUUAUUAUUAUUUGGAUCCAGAGAAAGCGAUAAAGAGAGCCAAAGAGGUUGAAAGACAGGGUUUUGAGAAUAAGAAAUAA